AUGGAAGAGGAUAUUCCCCAGUUGGUGGUAGAUCUACCGAAGAAUGGAGUAAUUGAAACGGAAAAAGUAACGACAGAGCCCAUAUCAAAGAUAAACCUGACGACAGUUUCGUCAACUAAAAAGAUUCCCAUAACGAUAGUCACUGGCUAUCUUGGAUCAGGCAAAUCCACCUUACUUCAAAAAAUCGGCGAAAAGUCAAACAAGAGAUUGGCUAUUAUAUUGAAUGAGUUUGGAGACUCAUCAGUGAUUGAAAAGUCGGUUACUAUACAAGACCAAAGCGAGAGUGUUCAGGAAUGGCUUGACAUUGGUAACGGUUGUUUAUGCUGUACAGUAAAAGAUAAUGGUGUUACAGCUAUUGAAAACUUGGUGGAACACUCAAGAGACAAGAUUGAUUACAUCUUGUUAGAAACGACAGGUGUUGCUGAUCCUGCACCCAUUGCCAAGAUGUUCUGGCUUGAUGAAGGGCUAGCUUCGAAUAUAUAUAUCGAUGGCGUUAUAACUGUCGUUGAUUCGGAAAACAUCCUUACAUGCUUGAACGAUGUAGGUGGACACUGGCAUAAGGCACACGAUUUGGAACAGCUAGAAGAGGGUGUCACAACAGCACAUCUACAGGUUGCAUUGGCCGAUGUGAUUUUACUAAAUAAAUCCGACAAGGUUGAUGAUACAACGGAGAUUAUAUCCCGGUUAAAAAGUAUAAACCAGACGGCGCCAAUUUACCCCACGAGUUUUGGCGAUAUCGAUCUUGACAAAAUUUUGGACUUGCAUGCAUUUGAAGCAAAUGCUAGACUAUCAGCCUCCAGUGCUUCGUUCCACGAUGGGAGAAUAACGACAAUCGCAAUAGAUUUCCCCUUUUUCAAAGAUGAAAGUGGAUUCGACAAAAUUGAGAAAUUUCUUCAAUAUAUCCUAUGGGAGAACAAAGUCAAUGCGAAAAUGGUGGAGGUGCAUCGUUUAAAGGGAGUGUUGGUUCAUGAAGAUGAUGUCAGAGUCGUUCAAGGAGUGAGAGAGACCUAUGAGAUUAUUGAACAUGGAAAGCUAUUAGAUGAAAUAAAACAAAACAAGCUAGUCUUUAUUGGUAAAGAUUUAAACUACGACGAUUUAAUGAUAGAGUUAAAUAGUCUACCCACAAUGAGUGAAGCUAAACCCGAUCCACCACAGCCGGAUGUCAAACCAGAGGUCAAGCCAGCUCCACCCAAAAAGAAAGGGUUCUCCAAUCCGGCAUUACGUAUGAUGGGAAUCCCCCGAAUUUCGCUUCCAUCACGUAACUGGCUCAUCUUUUGGUCAGUUCUUGUUGGAAUCGGUUCUUCAAUAGCGUACGACAAAUAUGAACAGAAACAGAUACGUAAGAAAUGGAUGGCUAGUGUCUCUCAAUUGGGAGAAGAAGUGUACACUAAUGAUAGAAUACCCCGGAAAUUGACAAUCUAUAUUGCCCCACCGCCAAACGAUUUUCUUGAUGAGUCGUUGAGAAUUUUCCGCAAGUUUAUCAAACCGGUUUUGAAUGCAGGAUCUGUCGAUUUUGAAAUCUUUAGUGAGAGCAGACAGGGCGAUAUUCGAUCUAGUGUGGCACAGAAGAUCAGAGAUUUGAGAAUGAAGGAAGCAGAGAAAGCAAAACCACAAACUGACGAAACUAAAACCAAGAAUUCAGACGAGGAGGUGGAAUAUGUUAAACGGACAGACUUGUACAAACCAGGUGAUGUGCUUGGGUUGUACAAAAUUUUCCCACAAAAGAUUGACGUUGUCUCUGACGACACCAACAAGGAAGUUGCCGGUGGUAUUGUAUGCAUUGGAAGAGGUGCUUUCAAAGAAUAUAUUAGUGGAGUACACGAAGGUUUGCUUGGCCCAUUGCAAAAACCACAAGCAGUUGCCGACGAAGAGGCCCGUAGAGCUGAAGCAAAAGCUAAGGACAAAGAGGAAAACCCUAGCAAGUACAGUGACGAAGAUGACGAAGAUAAUGACAAUUUGAAACCAGUACCGAUGAAGUUUAUAAACUCUGCCGAUUAUGCUAAUGCACCACUUGCGCCUGAACUCAAUAUGGAUACCGUGCUUAAAGACGAUAAGGGCAUUCCUUUAUUCUUUGAACAGCCUGUCUAUGUAUACCCGGUGCCCACCAUCCAGGGGUUCAAAAAUGUACCUCGCAAAAUAUAUCGAUUCUUGACAAAGAGGCUAUUUGCUGAUGACUAUGGAGAAAGAACUAUACAUGUUGUGAAUAAAGACACGAGACCUUUCAAAGAAAAGGAUAUUUUGAUGGCCAAAGAGGAGGAAGUUGACUGGCCACCAAAUUGGGUCAAAACGGGUACUGAAAAGGGAUCUGAAUGGGUCCAAGAGUUGGCAUUUGAUGAUAGAGUUAUUUCAAGAAUGAGAGUUUUUGAUGACAAAAAGCAGUAG
Messenger RNA from Lodderomyces margitis, 2382 nucleotides. RefSeq names its product TIM54. NCBI's taxonomy places the organism in Eukaryota, Fungi, Ascomycota, Pichiomycetes, Serinales, Debaryomycetaceae. Gene Ontology annotation, cellular component: cytoplasm. Bases 1 to 2382 code for a protein of 793 amino acids. The record is from RefSeq and is a predicted model, not a curated record. The transcript is spliced from 2 exons.